AUGGCCGCGAAGUUAUUCCCUACUAUAAACCUCAGCCCAGCAAUCGCGACGAUGGCUCUGGGCAGCGCCUCAGCUGGUCACUCUCUUCUAGAGAAGAUUAGAAUCGCUGCAUUGCACUCUUUCAAAGGUGUUGAAGUCUAUUUUGGGUGUCUUGAAGCGCAUGCUUAUGUCACAGCCGGAGUUGUAGAUCAUCAGAGCUUACUUCAAGCCGCCGUGGAGACCAAGGAAGUUUGCGAUCAGAACGGGAUUUUUGUUGUUUGCCUCCAGCCGUUUCUGUUUUUUGAUGGUCUUACAUCUGAUAGUGCACGAAUUGAUGCGUUUAAGAGACUCAGACUAUGGUUCAAUAUCUCCCACGCAUUAGGUACUGAUCUCAUCCAGAUACCAACCAAUUUUCAGCAACAUGACACAACUGGAGACCUAGGCCGCAUUGUGGAGGACCUCAAAGAAGCUGCAGCCCUUGGACUAAAGGAAAGUCCCCCCAUACGAUUAGCUUACGAGGGAGUCUCAUGGGGGACACAUAUAGACACGUGGGAAACCACCUGGGAGGUAGUCAAGAGGGUAAACAUGUCCAACCUUGGCAUUUGUAUCGACACGUUCCAUAUCGCUGCAAGGGUCUGGGGAGAUCCAACUUCAGCCUUUGGAUGCCUUAAAAAUGGAGAGGCUGGCCUCACAGCUACACUGGAAAGGAUGAUACAAGAGCUUAAUCCUCAAAAGAUUUUUUACAUCCAGAUUGGAGAUGCAGAGAAAUUAUCCCCGCCUCUUGGUCCGGGACAUGAGUUCUGGGAUGAAAAAAUGCCACCCAGGAUGAGCUGGUCAAGGAAUUCCCGAUUAUUCCCAUUUGAGAACCAGGGAUAUCUCCCGAUCGGCAGGAUUCUUGCUAUUCUGGUCCAGCACAUUGGUUAUUGUGGCUGGGCAAGCAUGGAGAUAUUCAACAGGAAACUUUUUGGUGGAGACCCAGCUAUCCCAGAGCAAUAUGCCCGGAGAGCUAAACAGUCAUGGGCCCUUACUAUACGAUUCUUGGAGAAAGAACACGAGAAUGAUAGAGCGAGGCAAGCUGUCACUGCGUUGUAA
Trichoderma breve is the source of this 1071-nucleotide messenger RNA. Its product is annotated as xylose isomerase-like TIM barrel domain-containing protein. The transcript has a single exon. The coding region runs from base 1 to 1071 and encodes 356 amino acids. NCBI's taxonomy places the organism in Eukaryota, Fungi, Ascomycota, Sordariomycetes, Hypocreales, Hypocreaceae. The record is from RefSeq and is a predicted model, not a curated record.